Pelecanus crispus (Dalmatian pelican) is the source of this 275-nucleotide messenger RNA. The record is from RefSeq and is a predicted model, not a curated record. Lineage: Eukaryota; Metazoa; Chordata; Aves; Pelecaniformes; Pelecanidae.
GAAAUGCUGGAAGCACUCAAGGCGCUCUCAACCUUUUUUGUCGAAAACAGUUUGCGCACCCGAAGAAACUUGCGUGGAGACAUUGAACGACGAAGCUUAGCCAUAAAUGAAGAAUUUGUCCACAUAUUCAAGCAAGUUAAAGAGGAGCUUGAGAGUAUAAACGAAGAUGUGCAGGCGAUGAGCAGCUGCUGUGAAGAUAUGUCCAGUCGUUUGAAGGCAGCAAAGGAACAAACCCAGGACUUGAUAGUAAAAACCACCAAACUCCAAGCAGAAAA